UUAAAAAUAAAAUAAUGGCAGGAAUAAUGAAGCAAGUCUCUACAAUCCUCAUGGCCAUGGUGUUGAUGGCAGCGGUGGCCGAGGCGGAGAUCACCUGUGGCACGGUGUUGAGUCACAUCUCGGUGUGCAUUCCCUACGUCACAAACAAAGGCCCGAUCGGGGCAUGCUGCAACGGAGUCAAGUCUCUGAAUGAUGCCGCCAAAACCACGCCAGACCGUCAGGCCGUCUGCAACUGCCUCAAAAAUAUGGCCACCUCGACCCCCAGCAUCGACUACGGUAAGGCCGCCGGGCUGCCUAAAGAAUGCGGCGUCGACAUUCCCUACAUCAUUAGCCCGGACAUUGAUUGCUCAAAGGUGAAGUGAUGAUAUUAUCUAUGGAGAAGGUGAAUAUGGAUUUGUGGCAGCGUUGGAGUUAUGUGUGUUGUUAAUAAUAAGUAACGAUUUGUUGAUAAACUAUUUUCAAAGAGGGUGUAACUAUAUAUGAAUGAAUAUAUAACUAUUUUCUGGUUUUUGAAGUUA
Messenger RNA from Salvia hispanica, 518 nucleotides. RefSeq names its product non-specific lipid-transfer protein 1-like. Gene Ontology annotation, molecular function: lipid binding. Gene Ontology annotation, biological process: lipid transport. The record is from RefSeq and is a predicted model, not a curated record. NCBI's taxonomy places the organism in Eukaryota, Viridiplantae, Streptophyta, Magnoliopsida, Lamiales, Lamiaceae.